CAAACCAAAAGUACUCACCUCAUCUCACACAAACAAAAAAUAAAAAGGACAAAGCAAAAACAAAACUUGAACACUUCAACUUGGUCUUUGUUCUUCUUCUUCUUCUUGGUUCUUGGACCAACACAUACAUACAUACAUACAUAGCAAAUAGCUUUUGUAUUGCAUUGCCUAAACACUAAUCCUUCCUUUCCCUUCCCUUCCCUUCCUUCCCAAACACAAGUAACAAGUACACCUUCUCACACCGCACUUUCUUUUAUAUAUAUAUAUAUUUAUAUGCUUCCGACAAGACAGAGUUGGAUCUGUGUAUGCACCCCACGUGUUUGAUUUUUGGUCUGGAAGCCUUAAAUAGCACUGGUGGAGGCGGUGGAGGUGGAGUUGGUGUUGGUGGUGGUGGUGGUGGUGGUGGUUGUAGUGGUGGUGGGGCAGGGAUGAUGAGUAGUACUAGCAGGUCGCCAUUCACAGUGUCUCAGUGGCAGGAACUGGAGCACCAAGCUCUGAUUUACAAGUACAUGGUGGCUGGUCUUCCUGUUCCUCCUGAUCUUGUUAUCCCCAUUCAGAAGAGCUUUGACUCUAUUUCCCAUUCCUUCUUCCACCACCCUGCUCUGAGUUAUUGUUCUUUCUAUGGGAAAAAGGUGGACCCGGAGCCAGGACGAUGCAGGAGAACUGAUGGGAAAAAGUGGAGGUGCUCUAAGGAAGCAUACCCGGACUCCAAGUACUGUGAGCGACACAUGCACCGUGGCCGCAACCGUUCAAGAAAGCCUGUGGAAUCACAAUCUAUGACACAGUCAUCAUCCACUGUGACAUCACUGACUGCUACAACUGGUGGCAGCAGUGGAACUGGAAGUUACCAGAACCUUAACACAAUUACCUUUGCUAAUCCUCAAGGCACUGGUUCUGGAGCUGAACAGACACAUUAUCAUUUGGAUUCUAUCCCCUAUGGGAUUCCAAGCAGAGAGUACAGGUAUCUUCAGGGAAAUAAAUCAGAGGGUGGCGAACAGAGUUUCUUUUCCAAAGCUUUAGGAAGCAACAAGGAACUUCGGAUCGAAACGCAGCUGGAAAACACUUUGAUGCCAACCAGAGUUGCCUCCUUCUCAACAUCAAGAUCAAACAACAACUCCAUUUUGCCGGGUGAUUAUCUGCAGAAUUCAUAUUUAUCCGACGAGCAUGCAUCGGGUGAAUCUGUGAAGCAUGAGGGUCAGUCUCUUCGACCUUUCUUUGAUGAAUGGCCUAGGAGCAGGGAUUCAUGGUCUGGUCUGGAAGCAACUCAGCUGUCCAUGUCCAUUCCUAUGUCGGCGUCGAACUUCUCUACAGCCAGCUCUCAAUCCUCGCAUGGCGAGACUAAAUAAGCUCAAGUGUUUCGGCACGUAGCCACCAACAGCAUAUUGUUGCAGAAAACUAAGAACUAUGUAUUCAUGUUUUUCAGCAACUGUCCUUGUUUCUCAGUACUGCCGCAUCAAUGUUUUGUCAGGACCGAACACAAAACAAGUUAAUCAGUUAUGCUUGCUCCAGUUAUGUCUGGUUUUCCUUGUAUUUUCAUUAGUCUCUUUAGCUUUGAGGUUUGUGCCCUUUAUGCUGAGGAAUUGUCUACAACUGUAUGGAACCUCAUCUAGUGGGUGGAUUUUAUAUAUUCCUUCAACAAUUUGCAUGUAAUGAUUUAAUUUAUGUUGUAUGAAUUUGCUGCUGUUUGUCGUGAAUGAAUGCAUACUAUUUUCUUUUGCAUUUG
This is a messenger RNA of Arachis stenosperma, 1723 nucleotides long. Its product is annotated as growth-regulating factor 4-like. Gene Ontology annotation, molecular function: ATP binding. Gene Ontology annotation, biological process: regulation of DNA-templated transcription; DNA-templated transcription; developmental process. The record is from RefSeq and is a predicted model, not a curated record. Gene Ontology annotation, cellular component: nucleus. NCBI's taxonomy places the organism in Eukaryota, Viridiplantae, Streptophyta, Magnoliopsida, Fabales, Fabaceae. Bases 306 to 1346 code for a protein of 346 amino acids. The transcript is spliced from 3 exons.